AUGGGUGCUGCUGUUCGUCCCAAGCUCCUGGUGCGCCAGGCGCUUCUGCUGCUGCUGCUGCUGCUGCAGUGCAGCAGCAACGGAGUAGAGGCGGCGCUACUCUUCCGUCUGUCCCAAUCAGUGCGACAGCCGCUGCUGAGUUUUGUUGCUGCUCCUGCUAGCUGCUGCUGCUCCUUCAAGAGUCAGCAGCUGCGGUCAAUACAGCAGCAUCAGCAGCAGCAGCGGCAGCAGCAGCAGCAACCUCUAUUCGCUGCGGCCCUGGUAACUCCGUCUGCUAAAUCGGCACAAACCGGCGGCAGCCGAAAGCGGCGCAAGGAGAGCAGCAGCAGCAGCAACAGCAGCAAUAGCAGCAGCAGCAGCAGCAGCAGUUGGUUUGACUUAUUGGGGCAGCCUUAUGUAGCAGCAACAGAAGGAGAGCGUGUGCAGCAGCAACAGCAGCAAGCUGCAGCAGCAGCAGCAGACGCAGAUUUUUCUGCUGCUCUUAGAGACGCGCAGGACGAUCCUGAUUGGCCUGUUUUGUUUGGGGUGCAGCAAGAGCAGCAGCAGCAGCAGCAGCAGCAGCAGCAGCAGCAGCAGCAAGAAGAUGAAAAAGGAGAAUCCUUAAGUAAUCUCGUUGGGGGCCUCAUUAAGGCGCUACCCCACACCCACGAUGAGGAUACACUUCUGAGGGAGAUUUCUUCUCUUUCAAGUAUCCCCGUUAGCCGACUGCGGGGGGGCCCCCAAUGGGGGCCUCCUGAAGGUUUAUCUGAGGGGCCCCCCCAUUGGGGGCCCUCUGAGGGCCCCUUUGAGGGUUCCUCUGAGGGGCCCCCCUGGGGGGGCCCUGAGGCGCCCGUGUGGGGAGCCCCUGAGGAGGCCUCUGAGGGGGCCCCUAAGGACCUGCAGCAGUGGCUGAAUGCUGCUGCUGCGUUGCAAGAUGUCCCUGCUGCAGUGCAGCAGCAAGAAGAAAAGGAGACAACAGCAAUGAUGAGGAGUUUGCUGCAGCAAGGGGAGCUUUUGCAGGUGCUGCGCUCUACUCAACAGCAACAACAGCAGCAACAGCAGCAGCAGCAGCAAUGCAGCAGCUGCUGCAGUGACAGUCUUUCUUCUGCUUUAGCAGUAGCAGCAGAGAGACAUGUUAAUACCUAUCGCGGGGGCCCCCAUGGGGCCCCACCGGAGGGAGGGAGAAACGUAUAUGGUGUCUCUCCUAAGCGUCGGUCACGUCAGGGGAUUCUUGGUGCAGCAGCAGCAGCAGCAGAUGCUGCUGCUGCUGCUUGUGCUGCUAUUUUGCGUCCUCUGAGCUGGUGCUGGAGGCGACGAUCCCCCCCGUUAUCUGGAGGAGACACCACCGAUGGCCCCUCUGCUGUUUGGGGCCCCAGAGGGGCCCCCGACGAAGAGGGCCCCACAGGGUCCGCCCUCUUUAACAUGCUGCUGCAGAAGCCCGCGCCGUCAUGGCUGCAGCAGCAGCAGCAACAGCAGCACGGGCAGCAGGAGAUGCUGCUGCUGCAGCCUCAAGAUCAGGCAACCUUAGCAAACCUCCUGUCUGUGGGAACAGCUGCAGCAGCGUUUCUUUUGCCUUCGCAGCCCACAACCAACAGCAGCAGCAGCAGCAUAAACAACAGCUGCAGCAAUAACGGCAGCAGCAGCAGCAGCAGCUGGAGUGCAUCGAUUGACUGGGACGGGCAAGACGAGGCACUCUAUAGCCGUUUGCUGCAGCUGAAGUUGCUGCUGCUGCAGCAGCAAAAGCAGCAGCAGCAUGGAGGCAACUAUCAACACUACUGGCCUCUCCGCAUCGGUGGCGCGCAGUGGGCGCGUUCUAUUGUGCAGCAGUAUGUGUGCCUUGCACAGCAACAGCAGCAGCUACAGCAGCAGCAGCAGCAGCAGCAGCAGCAGCAGCAGCAGCAGAAAUGGCACUUCGAAGCCUCCAGCCUUAUAGGAUUGCCUCAGUUACCGCCUCCUGCUGCCUUUGCUGACCGUUUGCUGCUCUUUGCACACCUACUUUCUCCGCCUCCUCCUCCUGCUGCUGGGCGCAGCACCAGCAGCAGCAGAAGAAGUACAAUCCCUCUUGAUUUAGCUGAGGAGAGACUGCAGCAGCUGCUGCGGCGCAUUGUUGCCUCUCUUGCCUCCCGUCUCUUCUGUCGCUUCCCCCCUGAACAGCAGCAGCAGCAGGUACAGCAGCUGCUGCAGCAGAAGAUGUGGCGGGAUGGUGCUGCUGCACUGAAUGCAGCAGCAGCAGCAUUGGGCAUGGAGAGCAGAGCAACGAAGGAAGUUGCUGCAGCAGCACUGCCGCUGCUGCAGCAGCGUUUGAUAUCUCUUGCGGAGAUGGGGCUGCCUGCCUCAGUCUCGUUUCAGCAGCAGCAGCAGCAGCUGUCUCCGUCUGUCUCCUUGCAGCAGGGCUACGUGCAGCAGCAGGAGCCGCAGCAAGGAGACAGCGCACGCAUCCUAGAAAGUAUGAGAAGUCUUGUAGAAGCAGCACGUGCUGCAGCAGCAGCACUGGUGGGUCCUUCUGCUGCAGCAGAGACACCUGCUGCCAUGGGUAUGCUAGCAGCAAAAAGACUUCUUCCUGCUUUCUUUAAAGCUGCUUUUCAAGAGAAUGCAUGCAUGCAAAUGCAUGCGAAGAUGGGGCUGCUGCUGGCUAACCCUGAAGGGGACAACAGCAGCAAAAGCCAAGAAGGCCUGCCUAGCACAAAAGAGGGUGCAACAGCAGCAACAGCAGCACCAACAGCACCAGCAGCAACAAGGGGGAAUCUUGUUUCUCAGGCAGUAGAAAUGCAGCAGCUGCUAGACUUAAAGCAGCAGCAAUUUAUAUCAGCGCUGCAGUUAGGUCUUCGUUUUGCUGCUGCUUCCCUUUGUUACGUUCUUGACCUUGCUGCUGAUAUAUUUAAUGAAGAUAAAUCAAUACAAGCAGCAAAUCAGCUGCUGCUGCUAGACUACGAUCUGGAGCGUUUGGUGAAGAUAGCGAUGCCUCCUGGAGAUAAUGACGGAGACAGUUUAAAGCUUCAGCAGCUGAUGCUGCUGUAUCUGCGCUUGCAUGCUCUGCUGGGGGAGAGCAGGGAGACAGCAGCAGCAGAGACAGAGGAGGAAUCAGGAGAGAGGUGCAGCAGCUUAAGGUGUCUAGGCACCCUAGAGGACGACAGUGCUGGUGCUGCCUCCCCGUUGCAGCGCCUGCUUAGUGCAGCAACUGCAGCGGACACCGCAACAGAUACAUGGAGAGACACCUCUCAGCGGAGCAGUCUGUCCGCCAAGGCCAGCGAGUACGUGCUGCAGUUGCUGCUGCUGCGGCAUCAGCAACUACAGCAGGAGAAGGGCAGGUCCCCUGCCGCAGCAACAGAAGCUGCUGCUGCCGCUGCUGCUGUAGAGCGGUGGAAGCACCUCACCCGCAUAGACAACAAGCAAGAAGAGGCCAUCAAGUUGCUGCUGCUGCGGCAAGCUCUGCAUGACGGUGCUGCAGCAGCUACCUGUACAUUUGAUCAAGUUAAGAGGCUGCCUCAGCAGCAGCGGCUGCAAGCAAAGCCUCUCUACGCCUUCUACCGCAGGGCUAUGCACAGGCUACAGCAGCUACUGCAGCAAAAGGAGCAGCUAGACACUGCAGCAGCAACAGACACUCUUGCGCUCCAAACCAGGGACGAAGUGCUGCUGCCGACGGCUGCUAGUUUGGGGCUUGCGGAUGCAAGCAAGGCGGUUGCUGCUGCAGUUGAGGUGUACAAACAGGUGUUUGAGGAGGAGACAAAUGCUGCAGCACCAGAGACAGCAGUAGCAGCAGCAGCACGCAGGCAGCGGCUUAGGGCUUGGCGUGCUGCACUCGGCCUUACAGCAGCAGAUGUUGCUGCGUUGCAUGCAGAUGCCUAUAGAGAGUGGUUGCUGCGGGUGGCACGUGAAUCAAUUGACCCUGAAGGCGGAUGGACGUCGCAUGCAGCAGCACUUGUAAAAGAAGCAGCAGGAAAUGUUGAUCUCCCCGAGGCAGGGGCAGAAGGGAUCGUGAAGGAGGCGAAAGCAACACAUGCCGUUGAGGUGCUGUUGCCUCGUGUGCUGAAGGCAGCAGCAAACAGCAUCAGCAGCAGAAGCAUGAGCAGCACUAGUAGGUUUGCUGCUUCUGCUGCUCGCCUGCCCGAGUCCAUGCAAGCCGUUGUUAAGGAAGAGACAGCUGCGCAGGAGGCCAUGGGCUCCUCAGCGGAAAGCCCCAAUGAGCCCCCUUGGAUGCGCAUGCAACGCGCGUGCAAAGAGCAGCGAGCGGGGCUGCAGCAGUUGCAUGAGGGGUUGGCUGCCUUACCCGCUGAAAGGAAGCAGGAGGCCCCUGCUAAGGGCACAGGGGGGAACCCCAAUAGCCCCCUCUCCCUCGUAGGGGCCCUACAACUCCCACAGCAGCAGGAUGCUUCAGGCGAAGCUGCAGCGCCUGCUGUUUCUGCAGCUUCUACUGCUGGUAGCUCGCUAAAGGAGCAAAACCCUUCGGUGCAGUUGCUGACUUCCAUUCUUUCUCUUUCUCGAUUUGUUGAGCAGCAUCGGCUUAUGCGUCCUGCCUUUAAAGCGACACGAGGGCCUGGUAGCCGCAGCAGCAACAGCAGCAAACAGUCCCCAUUAAGUACAGCAACAGGCCAUACUGUCCUCUCCAUGCUGAAAGAUCUGCCACAAAGCGAGCCCGUCAAGAUCUUUGUCAACGCCUUCUCCAGAGAGGCAACUUUUCCUGUUGCUGCUCUUCAAGCUGCUCUAGAGGAAGGUUUGAUUGCGAGUUUAAAUAGCUCAGCAGCAAGUGGUUUACUAGAGACGCCUAUGCAUCAAGCAGCAUUGGCAGCUGGCCUAUACGUGGUGCAGCAGCUGCUGGUCUCUGCUGCUGCUUCUGCAGCAGCAGAACGCGCUGCAGCUGCUGCAUCAGGAGGCCUUAUACAAGACGAAGACGAGAAUUCCCCGUCAGCCGAGGAGAUACAACUGCAGCAGGCUCUCUCCACUCCCAUGACAGAGACAGCUAAGGCUGCAGGCAACCGCCUUUUAGAUAUUGUAUGUAUGGAAGAGGCCCGCGUCAUUGCUGCUGCCUUAGCCCCAUUAGUAGGGUUAGGCGAUAGUCCCCUUUCUUUACAAAAGGAGACGCCUGUGGGCCUGCUGUUAGAGACAGCUCGCAGGCGCAUAUGGCAGAUAGGGGAAGCCCACGGACUAAAGACACAAGAGGCAGAAGAUUUUCUAAAACGCGCGGCUCUGCAGCUGCUAUACAAGGCAGUGCUGCAUGAAGCCCGCAUGCGGGAGGCACGAGCAGCAGAAGCUGAGAAGCUUAGCGGCACCGGUGACGGGGAGAACCCGAAGCUUCCAGCUUGGGCGCCUAGCAGGGGCCUUGCUGCUGCUGCUGCUGCUCUCGGUGUCAAAGACUGGAGACGAUCCAUGCAAGCAGAGACGCAGCAGCUAGCAGAGUUGUUUCAACAUGAAGUUGGGGGAGUCGUAUCGCGGGCCCUUCAGGCGGCAAAGGAGAGCAGCAGCUUAAAAGGUCGUCGCAGUGUAUAUGCAGCUGCAGCAGAAGAAAUAUCAACGCGAAGAAGUAUCUUUAAUUUGUCUUUCUUUGCUGCAGCAAAAAGUAUGAAAGAACAAAUCGAAAAAAGGCUGAUACAAGCAUCAAGUGACGUUGUAGCCCUCGUGCAGGCGGAGGAUAUGCCAGCAGCAGUUGCAGCAUUAGACAGAGUUAUCGAUGGAUUGCUGCUUUUUAGGGUUUUGCUGCAGCAGCACAGCAGCACUUUUUCCUUUCCUUAUCGUGAGGUUAGCGGUGUCUUCAAGAAACUUACACAUGAAGACAGACUCUACCUGGUACCCUAUGUUGUGUUGCUGCAGCUGGAGCUUUUCUAUGCAAGGCCUUCUCCUCCUGAGACAGACAAGAAGGAAAUGCAGUUGCUGAAGGAGUUGCUAAUUGGAGUUUCUUAA
Messenger RNA from Eimeria maxima, 5874 nucleotides. RefSeq lists its product as hypothetical. Lineage: Eukaryota; Apicomplexa; Conoidasida; Eucoccidiorida; Eimeriidae. The record is from RefSeq and is a predicted model, not a curated record. The coding region runs from base 1 to 5874 and encodes 1957 amino acids. The transcript has 17 exons.